UGGCGGCAUUUUACGGGGCGAUCAAACCAUGAAACAUGAUGAAACGCCCUUAGACUCUUGUAUGACAUUUAUGCUAUAAGUUCUAGUGCGGUUAUAUUUCUUUUUUUUGCAGUUGACACAUCAAACUCGACGUUUAUAAACUCUACGAGAACGUCGAAAAAGACGCGAAAAUGUCGCGAAUAUCGGAGAGAAUCUGUGGUGUUUUAAAGCUAGCCAAUAGUUCCAGAUUGAGCGACAAAAAGAAAUGUGUCAUUGAACUAUUGGAUUUGUAUCGGAAUGAUGAUGCUCUUAAUGAAAUACACGAAAAUACGGAAAGAAAAGCUCCAGGAAAUGUUAAUUGGCUCUAUAUUAUGCUCACAGCUCACAAACUAAUUCUUGAUGAAGCAGAGAAGCCCAGUAAAGAAACAACUGCCAAAAAUAAAGAGAGACAAGAACUUUGUAGUUUAGUAAUUGAUACAAUUCGUCGAUCUAAUGAAAGAUCCGUUGAACUUCUAAAUGCCAACGAUAUAGUCUCUAUGAUACUGCAGAUAUUGGAUUCCAAAAUCUAUGUACACUAUCAAGACACAUAUCUGGCAAUACUGGUGAAAUACAUAUUGCCUAAAAGUACCAAUCAUAAUAACAUUACAGCAGAGCAAUGGAGGGAAUUGCUGAUAGUUUGCAGGAAGCUAUACAAAAAGGCACAUCUUAAGAAGCAUAUUGUGUUAGAUGCGCUACAAAUGAUUGUGGAUCAUUCCUUCUUGCACACGAAUCUAAUUUCUCACGUGAAAAAUUUAUUGCUCUUCUUGGAGGAGGUCUUCGAAAAUGUGAAAGCAAAUAAUGACGAGCAGUUGACAGAGUCCUUCUACAGACUCAGCAGCAGUGUAUGCAGGCAAAUCGCGACGGAAUCAAGAAUCGCACUUUGUAAAUUCAGCGAAAGCAUGUCGAUGGACAUUUUACGUUUGAAUGGCUCCGAGGGAAAGUACAAACUGCUACUGAUCUUCCUGCAGAUUCACCAUCCAAAUGGUAUUGGAUACAACGAUGGCACGUACGUCUAUAACUGGAACAAAUGGAGGGAUUUAUUGCGCAACAUGUGCCAGCUUGUUCAGGAAAACUGCAAGUUGGAUGUACAGUGGCACAGUUUCAUCGAGUUUGCCAGCGAAGUCGUGAAACAAGUAAUGGACAAUUCGGUGAAUCUCGCUGCCACUGUUGACGCAAAUUCUCUUGACGAUACUUAUUCUCAACCGGCUAAACGCAGACGAACAAUGAGUAGGAUGGACAGCAUCGUUGAUCUAGUAACAGAAAGUAGUCCCGAAGAAGUGUGGCCCUUGCUGAGAAUUCUUGAGGAAACAUUGAGGAAAUACCCCCAGUGCUUGAAACCGCAAGAUUUCGCACCUUUGCUGCAACGCUUAACGGAACUUGCUCAGUCCCGAGACGAGCUCAUCAUGGAUAACUUGUACAAUCUUGCCAGUGUUCUCAUGGAGAACGAGAUGUCUAAUGAAAAGGAAGUGCAGGACACCACGAUUCAUUGGAGCAAGAUCUGGGAUAUGCUACUCAGGUCUCUGGGAGCAAAUCAGAAUGAAGAGUCGGGUCAUUCAUUGAUCCACUGUUUUAUAAUUCACAACAAGAUGCCCAAUGCAAACGCUCUUCUCAGGUUGUAUCUGACAAAAUCAAUCCGUUGGUCGCCGAACAGCGUAUGCACGCUACGACGGUUGUGCGAAUGCGUUUCUCUGCCGCAGGACGCGUUUACAUCAGUGUUGGAUCCAUCGCCAUCGGCAACGACUGCGCCGAUCUGCAACAGGACGCGUCUCCUGGAAUGGCUACUAAACGUGUCGUGGCAAAAGCUGGUGAUGCGAUUGUCCGAUAAAACCAUCGAGAACAUCUGCACCCUAUUGGUAGAUCUCGUUCUGAGUUCACGUUGCAGGCAAAAUGUCAGGAAACCCUCGCGAAAACGCGAGAAAUCGCGCGAACAUGUUUCUGUGUCGCAUCAGGACAUCUAUUCAACGGACCUUCCACGACUCUGUCACGCAUCUUUGACAUUCGAGGUAGAAUUUUCGGCAAGGUCGAAGUAUGAGCGCGGUGAACGGGAUUUUAGGCUGAUGGCCACGGAUGGAAGUCCCGUCUCCUAUGUGCAGGAAGCGUUCAAUUUUCUGAAGAAACGAUUGCACGACAUUCUUCAAGGUGAAGACCCCGGCGAUGAGACAAAAAAUACAAUUGAGGUUCACGUCGUAUUGAUGAAGGUAGCGUUCCUAGCUAGAUUGUUGUCCAGUCUGAAGCAGCUAGGUAUUCUUGCGAGGGAGGAUACUGUUAACCCGCUACUUAAUGUGAUGGAGAAGCAUCUGAAGAAUAGCUUCGAAGUUUUAGCGAGAAUCGACUGGAGCAGGUAUGCAUGCAAGUAUACAUACUUGUUGAGCGUGACCAGGGCAUUGAAUGUGCUGUAUAAGACUACAUAUGAUGAGGACAUAGCAAAGAUAAUAGUCUCUGCGUCUACCGUGGAUAUGUUGAAAAAUAUAUUCGAUCUCCUGAAUCUCGAUACCAAUCGUCGUAAAAGUGAUUAUCACAAGGAACAUGACACUUUUCAGAAGAGGCGCAAGAGUUCCAGUUCAGAAACGUCGAAUCCGUCUUUGAUGAGUCUCCGACGUGAGGACGCGAUCCGUCUUCAGGUUGUAGAAGCUUUGGCAUCCUUUUGCGCUCUGCGCGUCGACGCGGACUGCAGCAAAUCCACGCUGCAGACGAAGAUGAUGCGUAACUUGCUCACUAUGCAACAAGACUAUACGAAUUAUGUCGACUAUUGGAUAUCGUUAACGAUCCUGGAAUCGCUCGCCGCGCGCGAUCAGGAAAUUCACCGCGAUUAUGCGGACGCGCCAUUGGAUCUUGUGCUGGAGGUCUGCCAGAAGGAUCACAGGUACGAGCAGUCCUCGCGCCGACUGUUAAACCUGCUGCCGUACUUCCUCGAAUACGCGAUCAAGUACGAUUAUUCACCGAAGACGAUCGUUCAUACGCUCGCGCAAUUCCACAAACAAAUGUGUAAACGGAACUAUGGCGUUCUCGUGCACGCAGACUACAUGAAGUGCGUCUGUAACUGCGUGCAGAUCGAUCCAAGUUUCUCAUGGAACCACGACGAUGUUUCCGACAACAGCAUCGUAACAUUGCUAGACAGCGUCCUUGACUACAUUGGCGACACGCUCUUCGUAUUGCGUUCGCAGGCUGUGCGAUGUCUGCAGGAGCUCCUAUCCCUCAAGAAUGUCGGUCACAAGUGGAAGGAGCGAAUAUGCAUCAAGGUGGAGGAAACAGCGUUCAAUCUUCUCGAUGAAGCUCAACAAUCGGGUUCCGAUCCACAAAACAACAGUCUGGAAGAAAGUCAACAACAGGAUGAGAGAGAAACCAGAACGACCAGCGCAUUGAUUGCGCUAGCCUCUGUUGCUUGUGCCAGUGGUGUUCUUCAGGGUCGCGCCUUGUACGCUAUGCUUCGACUGUCGAUAGAGAGAAAGGUGGACAUGCGGAUAGUGCAAAAGGUUCUCUCGGCAGCGGCGCGGCACACAACGACACACAUCUCACUCGUCGAGGAUAACUUGAACUACCUGCUGACAUCCUGGAUCGAAGACGCGCAGUACUCGUUGCAGAGGUUUCCGUGGAUACUCGCGGGAUGCGAAACUGUGGACGAAUUCUUUCGAAAAAAUGUCAAUCACAUAGUUCCGAUAGUGCUGCGCACUUCGGGCCUCGCCGAAGCCAUAUCUUUCUGCACUGAUUGCGCCGGUGUUGCCUUCGAGAAAGUCUUCGAAGAUGUUUUCCCGUCUUGCUUAGCGUGGUUGAUAUCGCGCGUCAUUAUAUCUAACGAUGCUGACGAGACAAUGCGAAAGCUGACGAAGAACACGGACGAAUUCGCGCGUACGCGCGAUUUCAGUCGAUUAUUUUAUUCUCGUCUGCAGGACGUUUUGGUGGAGCUAAUACGGAGGUUGCAUGACGAGGAUGACUUUGAGCGUGUUUUUUCAAUAUCGGACAUGCAUUUCCCGGCGAUGGAUCCGCCGCAUUUUGCGCGAGCCACAUUGGAUCUGUGCUUCGAUUACCUGGAGUCGUCCGGUUUUCUGGCAGCGUCGGGAGAAACGCUGACGCGCACGCUAGUCGAGCAGCAACCAGCGACGCUACAGAGGAUGCUGUUACAUUUCGCGAGCGCCGUACAUUCAUCGCGUUCCCGCGAAGAUAAACUAAAACGGUUGUAUCAGUACGCGUACCUCUGCUUGCGGCUGACACGCGACUUGGCAGAACCCGUCUUUGAUGAGAUGGCCUCGUUUUUUAUCCGGGACGUGUGCUAUAGCCUGCUGCAUAUGACCAGAGGAAACGACGACGAGACGCUUACCAUGGCAUGCUGCAAGUUUGUGGAUAUUUUCCUGAGACAGGCGCUACCUGUGAGAGCCGCGGAGGUGCGGGACGUUCUCAGAUUCGUUGUAGCAAAUUUGAUCGACUUGGCGCAAUCAAACACGAGCAUCAUCAAUCGAGUCGCUGCGAAUCUACUCAGGUUUCUUGUGGUGGAGCAAAAAGACGUUCUGCGGGAAGCUAUCGCGAAGCUCAGUUCAUUCCCGAACCACAGAAUUUUUCGGGAUGUGAGGGAAGCUCGCAAUGCCGUCAGAUCAGAAAAGAACAGAACUGCGCUGUGUUUCGAAGACGAAUUGGCGCGUUUCCUAGACGCUAUAAGCGAGGAGAACGCCGAGUGCACACUGGAGGAUCUCGCGAAUCUCACGCAGCAACUGUCAACAAGGAAAUCGGAGUUGAGAGAGCUGCAUCGGAAGUUGGAAAGGCCAUAUCCUGAGGACGGCGCCAGUAUCCUGCACCGACUAAUAUUCAAACUCGCCAAGCUGACAGAAUCGUCUAAUCCGCGUGUAUCGAUGGAAGUCACGAAAUGUCUCGGCGAACUGGGUCCGACGGAUUCCACUGUGGCUCUGCGACCAGCGGGAAGUCUCGUCCAAGAAGCAAACUAUGCGAUAGACAUCCUGACCUAUCGGUCGGUCGCGAUGUUAACGAAUUUUCUCGUGGAAAACACGGUGGAACUUCGCAAGGUUAGUGCCGACGCACUUUAUGCGGUGCUAUCGACUUCCUUCGGUCGUAAACUGUCGGACUCCGAGUACACGAAGAACUUGUCGAACAUCCUCGAAGGGUCCGUGUCUCUGAAGAUUGAUUACAUCCGACCGUUCGCUCACGGACGUUGCGUAACACAGACUUCCUUUGGCGUGAACGCUGCGAGAUUUCGUAGCAUUAUGAACCCGGAAAACCCAUUGUGGACCGUUCAGGACAACGAGAAUUAUGCUGAAUGGAUCGUCAAGUUAACCUGUGGCAUCGCCGAAUGCUUCACCGACUCUUAUCUAGAGAGCUUCCUGCCGGUCUGCCAGCUCAGUAUCAAGUUUUGCGAACUGAUCCUGCCGAGAAUCGUAUAUCUUGUCAUUCAUCGAAACGGCAACUUCAUCGGUGCCAUGUGUGACUGCGUCAAUCAGUUCUUCAGGCAACACUUUGCGAUCAACCACGAGGUAGAGACUGUUGCGUCGUCGACGCCGAGAAGCGGUGAUUGCGACCAAAAAAUCGUACGCUGCAUGCUGGCCGUGGUGAAUCAUGUGCGGGCGCAGCUACCAGACGGCGCGAACUUGACACUCGACUACAUCAACUUGGCCAGAGCUGCGCACAAAUGCUCCGCGUACUAUACGGCUUUACUGUUCGCGCAGCUCGCCUGCGAGUCGAUCUCGUCGGACUAUCCGGAUUUCAGCAGCGAUCCUAGGAUCGAUUACAUCUAUGAACGCCAACCGGCAGUCGGCCGGGUACUGCAAGACAUCAUGCUGGACACCUACCUGAAUAUCAGCAAUCCGGACGCCAUGAGUGGCGCCGGAUCAUCGCAUCUGCUCAAUCAAGACUCCCGAGUGCAAUACUACGCUCGUACCAAUUGUUGGGACAAGGUCAUGCUCGCACAGGACAUUGAGCUAUCGCACAACGGCAAUCACUUAUCGCUGACGAAUACCAGAAUGGAAAUGGCGAACGCGUUACACCGCUCGGGAUUGCAGUUUCUCCAAUGGCAGUUUCUGGGCAAUUGUCUAGAUGAAAAGUUUAGUUACGAGUGCGCCUGGAGACUCGGCAACUGGGAUCUGCUGGUAGACGAUUCCGUUGCCGCCACUAGUCAAAACUAUUUUCAACCGCAGCGAUUUGAGUCCCUCGAGAACACGUUUCACGUGCACCAUUACGAUGCGCUGAAAUGCCUCCAUGAAAAUGACCGACGAGGCACGGAACGGGCGAUCGAACGCGCUCGCGUAAGUGUGAUCCGCGGACUGCGAGUGAUCAGUCUAGACAGUAGCCGAAUCGUCAACGAGAAACUAUCGCAGCUGCGGCUAUUGCGCGAAAUCGAACAGCUGAAUUCAGCGACCGACUCGUCGCAGGAGGGGUAUUCAAAGGUAUUGCAACGAUGGAACGAACACGAGAUUAACCUGACGGGUCAAUUCGACUACGUGGAACCAAUCUUAUGGCAGCGUAUCAUCAUGUUCCGCAUCCGAGAAUCUCUGUGGAUGGACACGAACAUACGAGAGGCGUUCUUUGCCACUUGCCUGGGCUUGGCGGAGGUCGCAGUGGGUCAGGGCAACUUUCAAGUGGCCGCCCGAGCACUGGGCACACUAACGACCCAGCGAAAUCUUUCUAUGGAUUUAGAGAACCAACAUCUCUAUCAGGAAUCGCUCCUGGCGUGGAUGAAACACGACCAGGUCAUUGCGCGCCGUCUGCUGCGUAACUUGAUCGAGAAGAAGAAUCCGAAGCCGAGUCUGAGAGCCAAAGCUCUGCGAAUUUAUGGCGACUGGAUGGCUGAGACUAAGUCGGAGAAUCCGCAGGCGGUAAUACAGAAAUAUUAUCUGGAGUCCAUCGAGAUCAGCGAAGCUAUCGAUGAGCAAACGCCUGAUGUCGUUAGAGAUCUAUAUGACACGCAGGUUGCGCUGGCGCGCUUUGCCGACGCGCAGUAUGAGCAGAUCAGUGCGUACAUGAACUCUCCGAUAUACGAGUCAUUGAAGGAAUACGCUCGCAGCAAUGAUCUAAGGAGCCAAGUUUUAGAUCAGGCGCAAAUAAAAAAUCAGGAUAUCAAACGUGCCGUGAUAAUCAGCCAGAAGCAAUCGACGAAUGACGCGGCCGAGCUAAAGAAUAUCGAGCAGGAGAGGCGUAACUAUCUCGCACAGGCUUUAAAGUAUUACCUGAAAACACUGCACAGCAGCGAGGAACACAAUCUGCUCAUCUUUCGACUGGUGGCACUCUGGUUGGAUAAUAUGCUUGAUAACGAGGUGAACGAGGCACUACUGGACGAGCUAGACAAUGUGCCCUCUUUUAAGUUCGUGCCGCUGGUGCCACAGUUGGCCGCCCACAUAAGUAACGAUCUCAAGCACCAGAGGAGCUUUUCCACACGGAUCUUUAGAAUCCUCGAGCGAUGCGCUCUAGAACAUCCAUAUCACACGUUGCCCGUGGUGCUGGCGCUGAAGAAUUUACACAGCGACCCGGGAACCACAGUUACGAAGGAAGAACGUCGCGUACUGGGCGCCAAGAGGCUCCUCAAGCGAUUGACCGAGUCAUCCGUACACGAUAUUGUCCAAGAGAUGGAGAUUCUGUCGCGGGCACUAUUGAGUCUCGCUUACUGGCAACCCAAGGGCAAGUGUAACUCCGGAAAAUGUUCGAUACCGCGAGAUCAGUUGAUAUCCAAGGUUAGGAACUUGGACAAUGUUCUCCUGCCGACCCUGACCUUACUCGUGAGACCGUCGGGUAAUUAUGACAAUGUAGUCGGCAUAAAGGCGUAUCGGGAGACCUGCGAAUUUGUCGGCGGCGUGACCGCGCCUAAGAAAGUCAUCUGCGUUGGCACCGACGGUGUACAGCGCCGACAGUUGGUCAAAGGUAAAGAUGAUCUACGGCAGGAUGCGGUGAUGCAACAGGUGUUCACCGUGAUGAACACGCUGUUGCGCACUUGCAAGGAGACGAAACGGCGGAAUUUACGUAUCAGAACGUACAAAGUGGUGCCGCUGACGCAGAGGUCGGGCGUGCUGGAGUGGUGCGACAACACGGUUCCCAUCACGGCGACCUUGGUGGGCAGUUCGAAUGCGAUCGGUAUACACAAGAGGUAUUAUCCGCGUGACCUGACUGCAGAAGUGGCCAGAAACAAAAUGAAGGACGUCGCGGAAGAGUCGAACGAGAUGAAGUUAAAGGUUUUCCUCGAGUGUUGCAAACGCAUGCGGCCAGCGUUCCAUCACUUCUUCGAGGAGAAGUAUCGAUCGCCUGAGACUUGGGUCGAGAGGACGCUCACGUAUACGCGCAGCGUUGCCACCACGUCCAUCGCAGGUUACAUUCUGGGCCUCGGCGACAGACACUUGAGUAAUAUCCUCAUCGACGAGCGCACCGCUGAGGUAGUGCACAUCGAUUUUGGCGUGGCUUUCGAGCAGGGCAAGGUUCUACCCCUUCCCGAGACCAUUCCUUUCAGAUUAACCAGGGACAUCGAGGUCGCCAUGGGUGCUUCCGGCAUUGAGGGGACCAUGAGACGCAGCUGCGAAGUGACCAUGACAAUGCUGCGCGAUCAGAGACAAAUUAUCAUCACCCUUCUUCAAGUCUUAUUAUACGAUCCGCUCUUCACGUGGGCCAUCACGCCGGAGAAAGCCUGCAAGAUGCAGAGUGAUGUCGUAAGAAGUUAUUCGGAAAACAGCGGACGAGCAUCCGUGGAGACCAAUAAGAUCGCCAAGAGAGCUCUUUUGAGAAUCGAACAAAAACUGCGAGGAACAGAGGAUGGUUUAGUAUCCAGCGUUCCGGGACAAGUCGAGAGACUGUUACAGGAGGCACGAGAUCCCGCAAAUUUGUGUCGGGUCUACUGUGGUUGGCAACCAUAUUUGAUCUGUUGCAGCAACUUCGAGAAAUCAGAGCAAAUCGAAAUAUCGAAAUUUAAGAUUUCGUUCGUAAAUCUACUCGUCGAAAUAAGGUAGCCUUUGGACAAUAUUUCACUUGACAAGCGAAAAUUUUCUCAAACGUACUGAUUGGCUGCUAUUGCAGUAAAUUUUUGGAAUUCUAGUAAUUUCUUCUUCGACGACCAAUCAGUGCAUUCAUACGGCAAAUAGUAUCAUUUCUUUAUUGUUGAUUGGCCAAACGCUAUUUUUUACUUAACGAAUAGAUAUAUGAAUCUAUGUAUAUAUAUUGAUAUUGAUAUAUGCUAUAUCACAUUGAAAAAUUUAUGUGUAUUUUACAUUCUGAACAAAGUGUAUAUCGAAUGGCAAAGAAAUAUGCAAGAGGUAUAAUAAAAAAAAAGAUUGACAGAAAAGUAGAUUCUCUUUACCUAGAAUUUUGAACAAAAAUACCUGGAAGAUCAGAGAAAAUAUU
This is a messenger RNA of Formica exsecta, 9336 nucleotides long. RefSeq names its product serine-protein kinase ATM (gene tefu). Gene Ontology annotation, biological process: DNA repair. The record is from RefSeq and is a predicted model, not a curated record. Gene Ontology annotation, molecular function: protein binding; protein serine/threonine kinase activity. The transcript is spliced from 20 exons. Bases 171 to 8945 code for a protein of 2924 amino acids. NCBI's taxonomy places the organism in Eukaryota, Metazoa, Arthropoda, Insecta, Hymenoptera, Formicidae.